Messenger RNA from Tripterygium wilfordii, 1378 nucleotides. RefSeq lists its product as uncharacterized. The record is from RefSeq and is a predicted model, not a curated record. The coding region runs from base 796 to 1209 and encodes 137 amino acids. The transcript has 2 exons. NCBI's taxonomy places the organism in Eukaryota, Viridiplantae, Streptophyta, Magnoliopsida, Celastrales, Celastraceae.
GUCUGUGCCGAAAGUGGUAGGAAGAAGACGACGCACUGCUGCUUCUCAUCUCCAAUACAGGUUCGUCUUCUUAAUCAUUCAACCUUGCAGUUCUCUUGAUCGAACAGGGUAUGGGUUUAGGGAAUGAUUCUCUAUUUGUUUAUGUAUUUUACUUUCUUGAUCGAACAGGGUCUUCCCCUCUUGCUUUUAGAAGCCUCCAUCCUCGUUCUAGGUCCUCCCUCCAUACCUUCUUAUAUGCGCAGAUUUCUUUUACUUUAUCGUUUCGUUUUCAUUAGUUGACAAUUGUUGCUUUCACUUCAAUGUUGAAUUAAUUUUUAUCAAUAAAGCAUGCAUUUUGAUGGUCUUUCUGUGAUUAUUUGACUAACAAAAGGUCUCUGUUGGAUUGGAUAAUUUGCAAUUAGGGAUUGAAAAAUCUAUGCACCCAAGUUGCUUUCAAUGUGACCCUAACCAAUGCUCUUUGUUUAAUUGUUUGCUUCUCUUUAGACUUUCUUUAAGCUCCUCUGAACUUCCUUUAUUUGUGCUAUCUUUGUCCUAUGGGGCGGUCUUCCUUUAUGCACUAUUAUAAUGCAGUGAUGGCUCGAACGAUGCGAAAGAAGAAAUUGGUUGCUGCAUUGUCUCUGUGGAACGAAAUUGUUUCCUCGAUUGUUCAAAUUUUUUUAUCUAUUAUGUAUUGCAACAUCACUCCAAACGUUAAGACCAAGAGGUUGGUCUUAUAUAUUAGAUUUUGCAGUUCAAAGAUCACACCUUAGAAAUCUAGUGUACUCAAGUGACAAUACAUGCAUUGCACAAUUAAGAAUGAAUAGGGUGACUUUUGGAAAUCUAUGGUCUAUGUUAAAGAAUUUAGGAGGUCUAAAACCAACAAAAAACAUAUUGGUGGAUGAACAAGUUGCAAUAUUCUUGCAUAUUUUGGCUCACCAUGUCAAGAAUAGGGUUAUCGAGUUUAGAUUUAAGCGAUCUAGUGAGACUAUUAGUCAAUACUUUAGGAGGGUUUUGAACGUUGUCAUUUGUCUACACGGGGAGCUAUUGAAACAACCUAUACCUGUGCCAUCAAACUCAACAGAUCAGAAAUGGAGAUGGUUUAAGAAUUGUUUGGGUGCUUUAGAUGGAACACAUAUCAAAGUAAGAGUACCAGUAGCGGAGAAAGCUAGGUACCUAAUCGUAAAGGUGAAAUUUCAAUCAAUGUGCUUGGUGUGUGCGGACCCGACAUGAAUUUUAUCUAUGUGCUUCCUGGUUGGGAGGGUUCUACAUCUGAUGGGAGGGUACUACGUGAUGCCAUUAGUAGGCGCAAUGGUCUAAAAGUCCCACAAGGUGAGAAUGCAUGAUCAUACAUUGUAAAUUAGUUCAAUAAAUCACAGAAUGCAUAAUAGUAACCGUCCUA